Messenger RNA from Aspergillus melleus, 2088 nucleotides. Its product is annotated as WASP family protein. Lineage: Eukaryota; Fungi; Ascomycota; Eurotiomycetes; Eurotiales; Aspergillaceae. Bases 1 to 2088 code for a protein of 695 amino acids. The transcript has 3 exons. Gene Ontology annotation, molecular function: actin binding. The record is from RefSeq and is a predicted model, not a curated record.
AUGCCGUCCAUCCUCAAUGACUCCGACAAAGAGACCGUCAAGCGGAUGGUCCCCAAGCCGGCGAACAAAAUCCUCGCAGUAGCCGUCGCGCGUCUUUAUGUGGCGCACCCAGAUCCUCAGAGAUGGACCUACACCGGCCUACAGGGCGCCGUAGUGCUGGCGAAUGAUUUGGUCGGGCGCACCUUUUGGUUGAAGCUGGUGGAUGUCUCGCCCGCCGGAAGAGGUGUCAUUUGGGAUCAAGAGAUCUUCGAGAACUUCCAGUACAAUCAGGAUCGCACUUUCUUCCAUACGUUCGAGCUGGAGGAUUGCCCCGCCGGUUUGUCUUUCGCCGACGAGAAGGAAGCCAAAACCUUCAUCAAGAAGGUGCACGAACGGGAGAAGAGCGCAAGCAAGGAGACCUUGAAGACACCCUUCGCAUCGGCACGAGGCCAGGGCCCUGCUCCGGUUUUGAAUGGGAAGUCUGGCGUGGGACGUUCGCUAUUCGGUAGUCUGUUGGGCCAUCGCUCCAGCACGGCGUCCAAUGCACCACAGAUUACUCCUGCGGAGCUUCCCCCGGCACCCUCGAUCCAGGUUGCUCCGCCUCCGCCGAGCAGCAGCCCGCCACGCAAAUCAAUGCCUUUCGACACUAGCGACCCAUCCAUGAAAGGCCUGCUGGACGAGCUGUUGCAGAUGGGAAUCACGGAGGACCAGAUCGCAGACAAUUCCGAUUUCAUCAAAGCAUAUAUCGAGCAGAAGCAAGGCAGUGGAGCGGAGACCUCGCCUUCACCUUCCGGUGAUGAGCAGAAAAGGGGAAAGGCCCCCCCACCGCCUCCACCGGUGGCCCCUCCUGCUCCCAAGACAAGCAAUAUCAGUCCGCAGAACACUGGUAACAGCACGGGCAGUCGACGAGGUGCUCCUCCUCCCCCACCGCCGUCGCGCAAAGCGCGCGCAGAUGCGGGAGACGAAUCGCCUGCACCGAAUCGAGAACCAUCUCCGCCCAGACCCAGAUUCCGCGCACCGCCCCCGAUUGCGGAUGCUGGUAAGUUUGCUCAUACUGUUGGCCCUGCACCCCCCAGUCGCCAACGAGCGAUGUCGGGUACCAACCCUGGGCCGCCGCCGCCUCCCCGGCCUCCCAAGACUCCUAUGGAAGACCAUUCACAAAGCCGCUUCGGAGUUCCUCCGCCUUUCUCAGGGGAGCGGAAGGUGUCUGCUCCUCCUGCACCGCCGAGUCGAAACGCCGUCCCAGGAGGACCUCCGCCGCCUCCUCCACGGACGAUGAGCCCGGCGUCACCACCGCAGCUUCCCCCCAAGGUUCCCCACGCUCAACCUUCGGCGCCAGCGCCUCCUCCCCCACCCCCGAGAAGUCCAGCUCAACCGCCUCCUGUACCGGCUCUUUCCCGGCCUACUCCACCCCCGCCGGCAUCCAGCAUGGCUCCUCCGGUGCCUCCGCCACCUCCCCCGGCGCCAGCCAGUUCCGCGCGACCACCACCGCCCCCGCCUGCAGCUGUCAGCCCCCCACUGCCUCCUCCGCCGCCGCCUGCUGGGGGAGCCCCUCCUCCUCCACCGCCACCGCCUCCGGGAGCCGGAGCACCACCUGCCCCCCCUCGAGCUGCAGCACCUCCUCCGCCCCCUCCUCCCCCGGGAGCUGGAGCUCCGCCUCCGCCUCCGCCUCCACCACCGGGUGCAGGAGCUCCUCCACCUCCCCCACCGCCCCCUGGUGUCGGUGCGCCGCCACCUCCACCUCCUCCCCCAGGGGUUGGAGCACCUCCCCCACCCCCACCUCCUGGUGCUGGGGCACCACCACCGCCGCCGCCGGGUGGAGCUGCACCACCUUUACCAAAGUCUUCUGGCGGUAGAGAUGAUCUCCUGUCUGCCAUCAGAGCAAGUGGAGGCAAAGGAGGUGGGGGCCUGCGCAAGGUCAAGGACUCCGAGAAGAAUGACCGCAGUGCCGCCUCAGUCCCAGGAGGUGCUAAUGAUUCUGGAGGGACUCCUCGCAGUGGACGUCCUCCCCAAGGAGGGUUGGCGGGCGCUCUACAAGAGGCGUUGGAUAAGAGAAAGGGGAAGGUUAGAGGAAGCGAUGAUGAGAAAGAAGACGACGAUGAUUGGUAA